Exophiala bonariae is the source of this 768-nucleotide messenger RNA. RefSeq lists its product as uncharacterized. The record is from RefSeq and is a predicted model, not a curated record. NCBI's taxonomy places the organism in Eukaryota, Fungi, Ascomycota, Eurotiomycetes, Chaetothyriales, Herpotrichiellaceae. Bases 1 to 768 code for a protein of 255 amino acids. The transcript has a single exon.
AUGCCUGCUCAGUCUCAGACAACUGCGAAACUACUUCCUACGGAUCUCCCUAUCCGUGCCUUCUCUUCUGCCGCCGACCUCGAAGCGUUUCUCGAGCGGGAGCACACUACUGCUGCUGGUAUUCAUCUUAAACUUGCGAAAAAGUCCUCUGGGAUCCCCUCCAUAUCCGGCGCCGAGGCGGUUGAGAUAGCGUUAUGUUUCGGUUGGAUAGAUGGGCGCGCGAAUCCCUUCGAUGACAGCUGGUGGUUGCUACGUUUCACACCUCGCCGUGCUAAGAGCAUGUGGUCGCAGAAAAACGUCAAUACAGUCGCAAGGCUGACGACGGAAGGUCGAAUGCGACCUGCUGGCAUUGCAGCUGUCGAGGCUGCUAAACUCGAUGGCCGCUGGGACCGAGCUUACGCAGGCCCAGCCACUAUGACAACACCUGAUGAUCUGGCAAGCGCUUUGAGUGCUGACCCAGCUGCCACUGCGUUCUUCGAAAGCAUGACGAGAACUGAUCGCUACUCAAUCCUUAUGCGCUUGCAGACGGCUUCCGCAAAAACUAGAGAUCAAAGGGUUCGAAGCAUUGUGGAAAAGCUAUCGGCAGAUCAAGCUAAGUCAACAGGCCUAAAGUCCAAAACAUCGAACGGAGUGAAGAAAGCAAAGCCCAAACCAAAAUCGAAGGCGCGGACGCAAGCUUCGAGGAUUAUCCCUGUUGUGGCUGACAGCAGUGGGGACCCUCCUCAGAUCAACCCGCCUCGCCGUGCUGGACUUCGCAGUCGGAGCUGA